Messenger RNA from Pseudocercospora fijiensis CIRAD86, 3064 nucleotides. RefSeq lists its product as uncharacterized. Gene Ontology annotation, cellular component: Ndc80 complex. Bases 1 to 2256 code for a protein of 751 amino acids. Gene Ontology annotation, biological process: attachment of mitotic spindle microtubules to kinetochore. The transcript is spliced from 2 exons. NCBI's taxonomy places the organism in Eukaryota, Fungi, Ascomycota, Dothideomycetes, Mycosphaerellales, Mycosphaerellaceae. The record is from RefSeq and is a predicted model, not a curated record.
AUGUCUGCGCAGAAACGAAUGUCGCAGGAACCAGGACUGUUCAGUGUGCGAAGGCAGCGCGAAUCGCUGGCGCCUCUCAGUCACAAUGCAACUACUGGAAUACCAAUGCCAGCCAGCGCGAUGAAACGAUCGAGUUCGGGACUUGGACAGGUGCCCGCAACGACAACGCAUGCGCGCUCGACAUCGGGCUCGAGGAUGAGUCUGGCGCCAGGGCGGCCGUCUCAACCAAUGUUCCACAGAUCAUCUUCUGGCGACAACUUGGCAGGAAUGGGCUUUUCUACAGUACAGCGACCGAAUACACAGAACUUCUUCUCGAGCACAGGCGGACGGAAGAGCUUCGCGCCUGUUUCGAGCACGCCAGCACAUCCGAUUCAGUUCCAAGAUACCGCGAGGCGAAGCAGUGUCUACAGUGCACGACCUUCAGCAGGAUUAGGACCUGCAGGACAUCAGAGCUUCUUCGCGACUGCUCCGCCUGUCAAUGGCAUCCCCACCGACCCACGACGAUUACGCGACAAGCAGGUGCAGCAGGUGAUGGGAACGGAAAUCAUGGAAUUUCUUACCCAACGCAAUUUCGAAAUGGACAUGAAGCACAGCUUGACACACAAGACCAUGACAAGUCCAACGCAGAAGGACUUCAACCUGAUGUUCCAAUUCUUGUACCACCAGAUCGACCCAGCAUACCGCUUCCAGAAGAACAUCGACGCUGAAGUCCCGCCUUUACUGAAACAGAUGCGAUACCCGUUCGAGAAGAAUAUUUCAAAAAGUCAGCUUGCAGCAGUCGGAGGCAAUAAUUGGCACACAUUCUUGGGACUUUUAUAUUGGAUGAUGCAGCUCGCGAAAAUGAUGGAGCAGUACAGUACAGGUAUCUGGGACGAUGCGUGCAUCGAGGCUGGAUUUGAUGUUAGCGCUGAUCGAAUUACCUUUGACUUCUUGUCGGGAGCAUACAAGGAAUGGCUCUCCAUUGAGGAUGAUGACGACGAGGAAGAGGAAGCAAAGAGAAGAAUAGAACCACAUAUCCAAGCCAUGGCAGUCAAGUUCGAGCAGGCCAAUGCUGCGAAUCUAGAACAGGUCAAGCAGCUGGAAGCGGAGUCGAAGUCGCUGCAGGACCAGAUUGAUGAGCUGAGCAAAUCCGCUCCAAGAUUAGCGAAGCUGGAGGAGACGAUCAAGAUUCUGGAAGAGGACAAGCAGAAGUUUGAGCAAUACAACUCCAGCAUGGACGCCAAGGUGGAGAAGUACAAUCAUCGAGCUGAGCUGCUGCAACAGGAGAUUGAGAAGUGCGAGGCUGAAAUGGCGGAGGCAGAAGCAGAACGGACUGAUCUUCAGCGAAAAGUCGAUGAGCAAGGUUUGUCGAUACAGGACAUCGACCGCAUGAACAGCGAGCGAGAACGACUUGUGAAGGGGGUCGAGACGACACAAGCGCGAUUGGAGGAAGCCAAAGAGAGAACAGCGCAGAAAGAAUCUGAAACUGGCGCGAAGCUGGACGAGCUGGAAGGUAGCGUGCAGAGGUACAAUGCUGUUGGAUAUCAGAUCGGCAUAAUACCUGCGACCGCCUCGAAUGCACACGGCAACGACUACGAGCUUCGCUUGCGAGUCAACGAUGGUCCGGAUUUCACAGCAUCUGGAACAGCAUCUCACGACUCCGACCGCCUCCUGCAAGAUUCCAACAACGGCUAUCAACCCCAGCACCUCUUGCCAUCGCCUGAUCUCAAAGCCACAAAGCGGCUACUCCAGGAUUUGCGCAAAGAGAUUUCCGAGCGAAGAAAUGCCAGUUUAGAAGAAGACAUGGCCAAGGUCGACAUGCUCGAUAAGACGAGGGAAGCGCUCGAAGAUAAAUUCGCAGAACUCGAGACCCUGAAGCAUCGCGUUGGAGCUGCUCAAGAAGAAUUUGAGAAGAUGCGCGAAAUCACCAGCGCGCAAUCCAUGGCUUCCGAAGCUCAAAUCGAGAAGAUGGAAAAAGAGCUCAACAAGAUGCGCGCAACGCUAGGAGAGAGCGUGCAAUUGAUGGAGCAAAGGGAGAUGAACGUGAACCUUGAGUACGAACAACUCACCUUCCGCGCCGCAGAGCUCAGAGAAGAACUGCACACCGAGCUCGAACGCAUGAUCAAAUACGUCGUGGAUUUCAAAAUCCAUAUCCAGCAGAAGUUGGAGGAGUAUGAAGAUUUCGUUGCGGUGGAGCUUGAACAUGAGUUCAAAGAAGCUGAAGAGGCUGAAGCGGGGUUGGGAGCCGAAGCUGAUCCUGAUGCCAUGGAAGAGUAGGCUUGUGGUUUUGAUGCUGAUGCUUUAAUGAUGAUGAGAUCGUCGGUUGGCGUUGCUAGGGAUUUUGGGAGAGAUACCUCUUUGCGGAAUUGUCGAUAUCGUUCUUUUAGAGGGCAUUCAUUGAGCAUGUGCAUCUUGGGCCAUUCACGUGUUACGCCUUCGCCUUAGAAUCCCUUUCCUGUGGCUUCCUCGUUGGUGCCACUGGGAGAGCCGCUAGAUGGCCUUCAACGCGACUGCAACUUGCCGAUGCCGGUGUUCUACCCUUCGACUACAGGGUGUCACUUGCGUAGAGGAGCCCGCUCUAGGGCGCCUUCUUUUCAUGGCCUUCGGGGCACUGAGGUCUGCUCUCAAAUGUACUCUCGCCAAACAGUGCCCAAUAAAAGAUUCCUACAUUUGAAGACGAGGAUGGCUGCGGUUCGCAAUCCGUUCCCCCUGCACUUCUUGUGUGUACUGUAGGUGACACCCCGUAGAAUCCUGCCUCAUUGCGCUGUCUCGUUGGACAGAUGGUCAGAACAGAAGGCAUGCGUAGAAGUUGUGAAGCGCAUAACUUUACGAUCUGUCGUUUUCGCAUGUGUGCCUUGGGUGUUCGAACGCAGCGUGAUAAUGGAAUGCUGUGGCGGUAUCCAUUCUGUCGCAUGAUGUGGCCUCGUCGCAAUGACAGUCAAGGUCCGGAAAUGUAGCUCAAAGCUUCCGUUGGGAUGCGUCGAAGAGAUAUAUGCUUUCCUUCAUGUAUGCACUUUCACAAGUGGUGCAUCUUCAGGUAGUCUUUCCCUUGUUGAUUUUAUGUAGCGCUCGAUAACAGGCCCAC